Pelmatolapia mariae (spotted tilapia) is the source of this 626-nucleotide messenger RNA. RefSeq lists its product as uncharacterized. The record is from RefSeq and is a predicted model, not a curated record. Lineage: Eukaryota; Metazoa; Chordata; Actinopteri; Cichliformes; Cichlidae. The transcript is spliced from 6 exons. The coding region runs from base 60 to 611 and encodes 183 amino acids.
CGAGACAGAUGCAGAGUGUGAAUUAGAGACUGCUCAAGCCAAACGGGACCAGAAGCACCAUGGCCUGCGCUGAUGUUGAUAUGGACAUCCAUGAUGAGGAUGAUCGGCACAGAGGUGGACAGAGGGAGCAGCCAGUAGUGCGUUAUUAUCAGGCCUCUGAGAUGAUACCAGACAAGAAAGGGCCACUGCACGAUCUGAUGCAGAAACAUCCAGCUGUGUUGGGGUCUUUGCAGAUGGUGAGUGGCCUCCUCAGCAUCGGAGUGGGAAUAGUUUUUGCAGCAACCCAGGAGAUCCAUGAGUCGCUUUUCUCUCUGUUUAGAGUUUCCCAACUGAGCGGCUCGCUGUUCAUAAUCGCUGGAAUUGUUUCCAACCUGUUGUUCAAAUACCCAGCAUUGCUUGGCGUGUGCCUCACAGUAAAUGGCGGCUGCAUUAUUGUGGCCUUUCUUGCAGUUCUUCUGAUAAGCGUCGACCUGGCCAAGUGGGAUCCACAAAAUGAAGAUCAUCUGAGGCAGAUGGAGAUACUGGAGCUUUGUGUACUGGGGCUUGAAGUUUUCCUCUCCGCAGUCCUCUGCUUCUGGUUCUCCAAAGAGAAACGUGCGAAAAACAAAUAAUCAAACUGAUGAAAU